GCUCCAGCAGGCACCUGCCGCCAGCCAGCCAGCCGGGAUCAGGCUGCAGCUCCCGGCGGGGCGGCCCCUCCCAGCGGCAGCCGGAGCCCUGUCCUCCUUUGCAGGGACCUUCCGAGCCAGCCGCCAAGUUGAAGCCCGGCGCUGUGCACCGGGUGUCUGUGGCGGGGCAAGCGCCUGAGCUCCCGGCUGAUGCAUCCACCAGCCGCAGCUUUUCCCCAGACUGGCCACUUGUCUCCACUUUAUAAUCUCUUUCUCUGAGUAGAUCGGAUACCUCCAUGAACAUAAUAAAUGUAUCAGGAAAUGGCAUUGCUCACCGGGAACGCAGAUCCCAAGUUCACUUCGUAUUCCUACAACAAUUUGGAAAACUUGUGCGAGGUACAGACCAAGAAAGGGUUCUUCUACAAAAAAGCCAAGCUUCUUCACCCUGGGGAAGACUUGUGCUGCUUGGCCCAUCUAGAGGACCGAACCAGGCAUGUGAUCAUCAAUGUAGGUGGCAUUAAAUACAGGAUUCCGUGGACCACACUGGAGAACUGCCCUUUGACCAGGCUUGGAAAACUAAAAUCUUGUAACAACUAUGAUGAGAUCAUGGACAUCUGUGAUGAUUAUGAUGUCAGCUGCAAUGAGUUUUUUUUCGAUCGUAACCCUUGUGCCUUCAGGACCAUCAUGACUUUCCUGACAGCUGGGAAGCUGAGGCUUCUAAGGGAGAUGUGUGCCCUCUCUUUCCAAGAGGAGCUAGUGUAUUGGGGGAUAGAAGAGGAACACCUGGAGUGGUGCUGUAAGAAAAGAUUGCAACAGAAGGAGGAGGAGGCAGCCGAGGCCAUGCUGUAUGAGAGGGAGAUGAUGGUUAAUGAAACGCCGCAGCGUGCCUUCCAGGACAAUAGCCGUUUGGGUUUGUGCAUGAGAAAGCUCAGGGAUAUGGUAGAGAACCCUCACUCUGGGAUCCCAGGAAAGAUCUUUGCUUGUAUAUCAGUCUCCUUUGUUGCCAUCACUGCAGUCAGUCUCUGUAUCAGCACCAUGCCAGAUCUCCGAGAAGAGGAAGAUAGGGGUGAAUGUUCUCAGAAGUGCUACGACAUCUUUGUGUUGGAGACAGUUUGCGUGGCUUGGUUUUCCUUUGAGUUCCUCCUGCGCUCCAUUCAGGCAGAAAGCAAGUGUGCCUUCCUGAAGACCCCCCUCAACAUCAUCGACAUCUUAGCCAUCUUGCCUUUCUACAUCUCUCUGAUAGUGGAUAUGGUCUCUGCCAAAAACAGCAACAGGAAGCCUGGCAGUGGAGCAGGAAACAAAUACUUGGAGCGAGUGGGCCUGGUUCUACGCUUCUUGCGGGCUCUCCGAAUCCUGUAUGUCAUGAGACUGGCACGCCAUUCGCUGGGACUGCAGACACUGGGACUCACGGUGCGCCGCUGCACCAGGGAAUUUGGACUCCUCCUCCUCUUCCUUUGUGUUGCCAUGGCGCUCUUUUCUCCACUGGUUUAUUUGGCAGAGAGUGAACUGGGAGCCAAGCAAGAAUUCACUAGUGUUCCCACCAGCUAUUGGUGGGCUGUUAUCUCCAUGACAACUGUAGGCUAUGGAGACAUGGUUCCUCGGAGCAUCCCAGGACAGGUAGUAGCCCUGAGCAGUAUCUUGAGUGGUAUUUUGCUGAUGGCUUUUCCGGUCACUUCCAUCUUUCACACUUUUUCCCGCUCCUACACAGAGCUAAAGGAACAGCAGCAGAGAGCUGCAAGCAGACAGUUGCACCAGCUAGAGGAAGCCCCAAAUGCUGACAGUUCUCAGGGAGUGGGUACCUCCUCCCCACUAGACGCAGAUGGGGCGUGGCGUCAGCCAGCAAUGAACCAGGAAGACAAGAGGAGAUGUUGAUUGCAAGCAACUAAAAGAUUUAGCCAGCAAAUGAGAGUUCCAGAUCUGAAACAAAACCCUAUGGAACUAACAUAAAUCUGGGUAUUUUAACAGUGAGACCAGUACAAGAGACUGUCCUUCUUGAGUAACUUUUAUCUUAAGAGAGCACCCUAAAGUGUGUCUAAAAACAACGUGGGAGUACAGUUCUGCUCCCUCUUUCGUAGAAGGCCACUUUAAUUAAGCAACUGAUUUUGGAUAGCCCCCAAGGAGCAGUUGCUUAAGCCAGGUUUCCACUGUGUCUGCUAACAAGAAAAAAUAAAUUUGGAGAGAGAAUUCAUCCUAAGGGCCCAUUACCGGGAGAAAGAAGGGUGCCAUUUACUGUACAUAAGCUUCCUGGUGGCCCUACUCUGUGCUGAGAAUGUCCCCAAACCCUUAUUCCCUAUGCACAAUGGAUGCAAUUUACAUGGCACCCCUAUGGGGUGUACAUCUCAAAAUGUAAAGGGGAAAGUUGAAAGAUGGGGGAGAGAGGCCUGCCUUGGCCAGCAGAAGGGCAAAUUUAUCCCUAUUCCCUUGUCUUUUAAUAAAUAGUGAUUUUAUUUAUUUAUUUAUUUAUUAAAUUGGGACCCAUCGUCUGGGCUACCUGCUGACUUGCGCUCUCGCUCUUUAUGCAUUAUUUAGUAAACAUGCAUAUCUACAACUAUAGGCUUUGCACUUGAGCCCUGAGGACAGAAAUAUACAUGGACAACCUUGUUAAUGACACUGAAUGUCAACUUGUUUUCCUUUGCUCACCUUUGCAUAUUGCUUAAAAAAAAGAGAAAAAAAGG
Caretta caretta (loggerhead turtle) is the source of this 2654-nucleotide messenger RNA. It is a transcript of the gene KCNG2, whose product is annotated as potassium voltage-gated channel modifier subfamily G member 2. Gene Ontology annotation, biological process: protein homooligomerization; potassium ion transmembrane transport; action potential. Gene Ontology annotation, molecular function: voltage-gated potassium channel activity; protein binding. Lineage: Eukaryota; Metazoa; Chordata; Testudines; Cheloniidae. Gene Ontology annotation, cellular component: membrane; voltage-gated potassium channel complex. The record is from RefSeq and is a predicted model, not a curated record.